Molecule: messenger RNA, 2580 nt
Organism: Diprion similis
Lineage: Eukaryota; Metazoa; Arthropoda; Insecta; Hymenoptera; Diprionidae
Exons: 14
Coding region: 58-2424 (788 amino acids)
Source: RefSeq, a predicted model, not a curated record
UAUACUAUUAAACCUGAUAUUCUACGGUAUUUCCUGUUAUGUCUUUAAUCUGUCACAAUGAAAAGUGAUAUAUUUUUAGUGCUCAUAUACUACGGAAUCGUGCUAGCGAACUGUCAAACGAGUAUUCCACAAAGAUUGGAGGAAUGUUAUCGGAAUGGCAGUGUCGCAGGUACUGAGAUACCGACAAACCUUCGUGUUCUUAUAGAUCUCAUACAAAAGGCAGAGCAUUUUUCGUACACGAGAUUUGACAUGAGAGCGAUGAGCUCCUCAUUGCUUCACAGGUUCAGAUUCGACGGCAUCGAGCAUCAAGAAGGCAUUGCCGUUAUGAGUGGAAUAUCACCUUUCAGCGGCACAGGAUUUCAGCGAGAGAAACACAAAAUUAUCGAGGAACUGGUGCCCGGUGAUUACCAAGUCUUUCCGUCCGAGGCUCUGACCCUGGUAGAACGCUGCGCUUUGCAUCGUAUGAUUUCAUCGACCAUCUGGGAGCAUCCUUCGGCUAGUGUCGAGAAAUUGUGUAGCACACCGAGUGAGAAAGUUUCCGGCAGAUCGAAGUCUGGCGUCGCUUCGAUAUGCCCUGUUGAGAGCGGUGUCAUUAUCACUCCGUACGGAACAAUUUCUCCUGGCGCAGUCAUCGCGUCGAUUGCUGCGUCCCUUCAGCCCCAGAAUGUAGCUGUGAAGUUGUUAAUUGCUGAACCACCGAUGUAUCGCCAAGAAUCAAUUACGACAGAGUUUACGUCGUUGAACUAUAAUGAGAAAGAAGUUGAUCUCAUUGUUCCGAAAGGCAGAAUUGCACUCGGAAGAUCCAUGUGGUUUCAGUCUCUCAUGGAAUCCACCUCCAAGUUGGAUAACGUUUGGGUGUCGACGCUUGCAGGAGAUAUUGGCGAAAUGGCAGUUUAUCAAGGGCCUAUUGUUUCAUCUGAAAUGACAAUGGGAGCGACAGGCUUUUGGAACAGUACGAUGCAACCGAGACUCUUUUACCUGACAGAUCAUAAUGGACAUUUAGAUGCAACACGGGCUGAGAUUGUGGGCGGAAUCGAUGGCUUGGUGAUAGGGAAAAAUUUACAAACUUGGAUCGACAGUUUCCACAGUCUUCGCCUGAGCCAAGUUCUGGAUAUGUAUUACAGCUACGAAGGGAUAGCUUUCGACAAAAACGCUAAAGCCUGUCAGCGAUUGUUGAAUUUUCAGCAAGUCGCACCGAAGACAAUAAUAACUGAACAGGCUCAUGCUCUAGCUCAAAUAUUGGCCUAUCGCAACAGUAUCGCCUAUAUGACACCGGAAGCUUUACUGAGAAUGGUGAAUUUUGCGACCGAUACAUUCUCAACCUAUGCCGAAAACUAUCUAUUCGCUGAAUCGGAAUGCCAUAAUCCAGGAUCAAAGCCUCAGCUAGAGAUUCUCGUUGCAUUUGAUGGCGCUUGGUCCCGAGAUUAUACAGCAGACUUCAUAUCAGUAAUGCUUGAAGACUUGGAUGUUUCGAUGUACGGAUCAAAGAUGGGAUUGCUUCAUGGAAAGACUGGCGAGUGGCUAGUCAACGUAACACACAGUCCAUCCACGAUAUACUAUGCAUUGAAGAACUUUACUCAAAUAACAUGGCCUUCUGCGCUGAACUUCACAAGAGUAUUCGAGGAAGUUGGUGCCUAUCUGAAUGAAACUUGGAGUAGUAAUAGCAAAAAGCAUGUUAUUGGCAACCUCGGUCAAGUAAUCAUUCUCCUUGCACCGCGAACUGUGCCAAUCGAAGAAGAGCUCCAAUCGAGUAUACAAGCGCUGCGUCAGAUAAAGACCUACCAUCCAGAUGUAAGAUUUGUUUACUACGGUUCAGAAUUUUACUCCGAUCCGUUGAAAAACCUUAUUUUGACCAGCGAGGAUUAUUUAAUUAAAAGUUUAAAAAUAGACGACUUGAGCAUGCACCUUCAGAAUGUCCCCAGAGUGUUGAGACCUCCUUCAAAUUUCAAUCUGACAUAUGGAUCAAGGAAUCAAUUUGAGGAUUAUACAGGGCUUCAGGAGACUGUAACAUAUCAGUUACACCCACAAUGGAGAGGAGAUACUAAGAAAGUUGAAGUGACAUUUCACUCUGUCGGCUAUGGCGCCAUGAGAGUUUGCUCAUGGAAUGAGUGGCCCACUGUCGGUACGCGAGAUGGACUUGUCUGCCAGGACUUGCAAGGUCACAACGAGAUCAGCAUGACCGAUUACUCUGAUUGUAGGACUGGAAAAGCGUGCCCCAAAACUUAUUAUCGAGUACAAAAUGUAACAACGUGGCAAAAAUGUAGCGAGAUGGACUGCAAAACGCCAAACCAUGUCAGAUAUAUUGUGCGCAUUGAAAACUUGAGAUACGUCAGCUUUGCGCCUUCUGUUUUUUCAAGAUUUCAAUUUUUAGUUUUAUAUUUUACAUCGAUCCUUUUCUCCAAAAUCUUUACCGCUGAAAUGUAAACUUUAGUUAAGUUUGUCACGAUAGCAUGUUGUAUCGCAAGGAGCAAUAAUAAUAAUAAUAGGAGAAAGAAACUUCAGAUCUGAUAAAUUACACUCGAUAUGUAAUUUAAUUCGUUAUUUUAUAUAGAUAAAUUUCAGACACACAAAACUUUAAUA